Molecule: messenger RNA, 504 nt
Organism: Durusdinium trenchii
Lineage: Eukaryota; Dinophyceae; Suessiales; Symbiodiniaceae
Source: the annotation of a GenBank genome assembly
AUGAAUAUGUGCGACAAGAUCGUGCUCUUCUUGGGGGCUUUGAUGAGCUCAUCGCUCUUUGCCUUUCAUCACAUGAUCCCGAGCCCCUGGGAUCUCGUCUAUGUCGUCCUGGGCUGCUUGAUGAUGCCCGCAAUAUUUUUCUUGAUCCUGAUGCGACACGUGCCUCACAAGAGCGAGGAGAAGUACCAUGUGAGCCGGGUUUGGGCGCGAACCGCCUAUGAUGCGGACAUUGCACAUCGAACUUUGGCCAUCUCCCGCGUACGAAUCGCUGGGACCAAAGGCGGCAAAGGAAUGAUCCAGGAUGUGGGGCUCAUUGGGGAGCAGUGCGCUGUUGAGUGCAGCACCACCAACUGCGUUUGUUGCCUCACAGAUUUUCGCCGGGGGGAUGCACUAGCUGUACUUCCUUGCGGGCACAUGUUCUGCGAGGCCUGCAUUGUGGGAUGGUCCUUCUCCGGCCGUGCUUCUUCGCGGCUUUGCCCCAUUUGCCGCAGUGCCCCUGGGUGA